AUGUGGUCCACGUUGCUCUCUAGCUCCCUCUUUCUCUGCGUUGUACUCACGCGUGCUCAGUCGUUAUACUUUGAGGGCUUCUCAUCAUCCGUACUUUUAUCCGACACCAUAUCCACUAUCGGCAGCACUUUACCGUCCCCAGCCUCAUCUAUCAUCGUUACCUUACCGACUCUUCUGCCGUGUAGUGAUCCGUCCUGGCAUCCGACUCCCGAGAAUUGGGCCGCCGAAAAUGUGGACCAAGAAUUGGCAAAUACUAAAGGUCUGUGGGGUUCAGGAACAACGUUCGUGGAAUACAUCGCGCAACAUACGGGGCAGACGAGUCAGCGUUGUGGUAUAGGAUAUUCCUCGACUUGCACCGUACCGGAUUGCACUGCUUUUCAAGGUGCUGGCGGAGAGAAAUGGGUGUAUUUUGUAGCUGUGAGCAUCGUUGAGAUGAACUCCUUCCUUAACAUAAUGAACGACGGCAUUAAUAGUGGAACCACUGAACUGAGCUUGGUCAUCGGAGACAUGGCCAACAGUUUCUUUCCAUGGGAGCCUCAGCCUUCGCACACGAACAUCUGGCCUUGGAUUGAAGCGGCUCUUAGUUCCGUGUUGGCAUUUGUACCUCUCUUCCUCCCAGCGAAGCUCUUCGGUUCAGCAAUAUCGCAGAGCGCCGCAGCGUUUGCCAAUGGUGGAUUAGCAACCCUUUCGCCUCAUUCCUCGGAUCCUGAGGCUUACUAUCUCGGCACUAUGCAGCAACUCGGAGAAACUUUCAAGACCCUGUCGUAUAACGCCACGUCGGGGCUGGAUCAAUGGUCUCAAAAGCUAUUCGGUGGUGAGCCAGACGAAUCCGGAAAGACGAUUAUAGACUACUUCGCCGGAGGUAGAUUCACGCUCAGCUAUAACAUCUCUGACCCGACUAUGGAAAACUUCUACUUCCAGACAAUGGUAUCUGACGUUGUCAACGACCAAUGGAGGCAAGCUCUUAUGACUGCGCAUCAAGGCGUCUGGACCAUUCCCGUCUGCGAUGUCGGUGAAAACGGAAACUGGGUUGCGAACUACGAAGUCGGCGCGAUGCCAUGCUGCUGCGGACCACUCAAGCCCUCCGGCCAAGGAUGCACGGAGACGGACGAUUUCAUCAUAGCGACGCAUUUGAUCGAAUUUGGGGAAUUCUAUACCACCUGUAAGACGCAGUAUCCCGGAUUCAUUGGACCUUCUGCUGCAGUGGGGUUGGCAGUCCCGUUUUUGAGCACUUUGCUUUUGUCGACGCUGGUGACCGUUUUGCUAGGGAUGAGUCUCUCGGGAUAG
Mytilinidion resinicola is the source of this 1287-nucleotide messenger RNA. RefSeq lists its product as uncharacterized. The coding region runs from base 1 to 1287 and encodes 428 amino acids. The record is from RefSeq and is a predicted model, not a curated record. NCBI's taxonomy places the organism in Eukaryota, Fungi, Ascomycota, Dothideomycetes, Mytilinidiales, Mytilinidiaceae. The transcript has 6 exons.